AUGAAGUCCCCUCAGCCACAGACAACCAACCAGGACCCCCAACAGGAACAAGGAUCUACCCAGGGCCAGGCUCCUGAUACUGUUUAUACAUGUCUACAUGAUGCUACUGAAGCUUCUGCUGCUGGACCAAGUCAUGUGACUUACGGCCAGAUUCAACUGAAGAAAUUGGACAAGAAAAAGAAAGCAGCAGCUGGACCUGUUGAUGUGACCUAUGCUGAGGUUGACCUCCAAAAGAAGAACAAAGCCAAGAAGAAGAGAGAUUCAACUGAACAAGUUGGGCAAGAAAAAGAAACAGCAACCCCAUCUGAGACAGAAUCUGUCUGUUCUCUAGUGAAGCCAUACACAGUCCCCGAAACAGCAACCCCACCAGAGGCAGAUUCAGUCUAUUGUCAUGUGAAGCCACGCACAGCCCCAGGUAUUGGUGAGAAGAAGGGGAUCGCUGCAGCAUCACUAGUUGGCAUCAUUGUGGGCAUUGUUACUGGUGGAUUAUUCUUAGUUGGUGUAGGAUGCAUCAUAUCAACCAGAAGACACCGAUCCCCUAAAGAAAUACUGCCACUGAAGGCCGUUGUUCCAGAAGUUUACAACCCAGUGAGCACUAUACCAGGAAGACCAGAACUACAGAACACCCCUGGAUCUGAGGUGACAUCUAUCUACAUUACUGCAGGGAGACCAGAACUACAGAACACCCCUGGAUCUGAGGUGACAUCUAUCUACAUUACUGCAGGGAGACCAGGAGCAGUACCAGCAGCAGCAGGAGGAGAAGAGGGGCAUCCAGUGGACAAGGAGUACACUUCACCAGAAGAGAGGAAAGAACCACAGUCCUCCCCACAGGCAGACACAUUCUACAGCACCCUACAGAUACCAGCUGCAGCACAGCACCACCCAGUGGGCAAAGGAAAUAAUCUAAAGAAACCAGACACGGUGUACUGGACAAAGGGAGAUAAACUACCCGACUAAACUACCCCUCCAUCCCUCUCAGAGACCCCUGAUGUUACAUUGACUAAGACUUGACCCAUAGACUCAGAUACCGAACAGCAAACACAGGGGAAGUUACAAAGAAGAGAGAAUUAUGAUAAUUUAUUGUUUAUUUUGGUCUAAUUUCAUCCAUGUUUGAAGUGGCAAUUUGCGAUUUGUUAGGAUUUAUGUUUAUGCAUAAUAGCCUGUUAGCAUAUUGGUUGAAGAGGAAUAUUGUUUUGUUACACACAUGCACGCACAACCCCCUCUGUAUAGUGUGUGUAGGUGUAAGGAAUGACCAACACAGGCCAUAAAAGCUGUGGACAGUCUGGAGAGGGGAGGGGUGCAGCUCUCUAGACCAACCAAGAGUUUAGAAUACUGGACAAUACCAUAUUAGGAACUGUUUUAGUGUAGAAUCGACAGACCCAAGACGGAGCUAAUCUACCCAGCAACCAGAUGUGGACAAAGGGCCAGCAAAGGGGGGCAAAGUCUAAACCACGCCCAGCCUCUACUGUGAUAGGCCAACUGGACACGUUGAGAAUAAAAUUGUCAUAGUAUAAAAACUACUAUGUGAGUACAUUCCACAGUUCUCUGUUCAUCCUGCGCGGUGAAACAUCGAACCCGUAUAUACGAAAAUUGCAUUUGCCAUUCAUUGUUUGCGGUAAUUAAACAUAAUUAAAGAAAGUUAGCAGACCUUGCAUUUUAUUUAUCCUGACACCGGAUGUGUUACACGCAGAGUUCACCGAUUGCUACAUACUUUUAAAUGAGUGAUAUAUAACUAUUGAUUCAUGUAGAAUACAACAUAUGCUUGUUUAACUCCAUUGUUUGUAAACAUUGCAAUUGUAAAAACAAAAUGGUGGCAGGGUGCAGGCAUUAUUAUUUGAACAGCAGAUUUCCCCUUUAGCGGUAGAGCGUUUUGCAUACUGUCUUAUUUUCUGUAAAUGAAUGUGAAAACAUGCAGAUGAAUACAGUAGCACUGUACAUGCUUUAAAAUAAAAUGUGUAAACAAAACAGCUGAAGUGAAAAUGGGAAACCCAUCCAAUCAAUCAAAUUGACCAAUCAAUAAGUAAAUACAUAAACCAAUCAUUCAACUAAUAAAUAAAUCAAGCAACAACCUACCGA
This is a messenger RNA of Salvelinus fontinalis (brook trout), 2076 nucleotides long. RefSeq lists its product as uncharacterized. The record is from RefSeq and is a predicted model, not a curated record. NCBI's taxonomy places the organism in Eukaryota, Metazoa, Chordata, Actinopteri, Salmoniformes, Salmonidae. The transcript has 9 exons. Bases 1 to 957 code for a protein of 318 amino acids.